GCGGAACUGGUUUGACCUGCGGGUGUUUAUUUGUGCGACGACGCGUUUAUGAGAUUGAAUAACCGUGAACGUGAACUUUAAUCUCUUUGUCACUCAAAUUCUGCACGUUCAUUUAAAGGAAGCUGUCAGCAAUACAUUGCAGACUGCAAAGCUUGCUAGGAAAGCACCUUUUAUUCUGGACAGGGCCUGCAUAGUGUACUACAGGCAUGCAUAAGCGCGCAGUCCUUCGGCAAGUUCGCCUCCUAUCGGAGGCUCGGUUGUCACGUGACUCCAGGCUGCAGGCAGCGUCGCUGAAAGUUCACAACUUCUGUAUCGAAGCAGCUGUUGGUCGUGCCGCAUCAACGAUGGCUGAAAGAACGGUAACGCUUGACAAUAUGAACCCUCACCUCAUAACCAUGGAGUAUGCCGUUCGCGGUCCCAUCGUUAUACGGGCAGGAGAAAUCGAAAAGGAGCUCCAAGCAGGCAAGAAGUUCAAUUUCACUGAAGUGAUACGAGCCAACAUAGGUGAUUGCCAUGCAAUGGGUCAAGUGCCAUUGACCUUCUUUCGCCAGGUCAUAGCAGCGUGUGCAAAACCUGAUUUGAUGAACGGGGACUUGUUUCCAGCUGAUGUAAAGUCAAGAGCUCAACAUAUUCUGGAGGGUUGUGGAGGAAAAAGCGUAGGUGCCUACAGUGAUAGUGCAGGUGUCGAAAUCAUUCGGAAACAUGUUGCCGAGUACAUAAGUGAGCGUGAUGGCGUGAAUGCAAAAUAUGAAGAUGUGCUUCUGUCAACUGGUGCCAGCGAGUCUGUUCGGUCUGUGCUGAACUUGCUUAAUGUGCAUAAGGAUGGAAAACCGUCUGGAGUCAUGAUUCCAAUCCCCCAGUAUCCCCUCUACUCUGCAACCCUUGCAGAGUAUGGUAUACAUCAGAUAAACUAUUACUUGGAUGAAGAGAAUGACUGGGCAUUGAGCAUCCGAGAACUUGAAAGAUCUCUCAGUGAAGCGAAAAAAGUUUGCAAUCCCCGUGGCCUGGUUGUAAUCAAUCCUGGAAACCCUACGGGGUCAGUCUUGACAGAGCAGAAUAUCAAACAAGUUGUUGAGUUCGCUUAUAAGCACAAGCUUUUCCUUAUGGCUGAUGAGGUGUAUCAGCACAACAUAUAUGCUGAAGGGGCUGCAUUCCACAGUUUUCGCAAGAUAAUGCACAACAUGGGUCCCCCUUACUCUGACAUGGAACUUGCUUCAUUUAUGUCUGCUUCAAAAGGCUACAUGGGAGAGUGUGGAUUACGUGGUGGCUACGUAGAGCUGAUCAAUCUUGAUCCAGCUGUGAAGCGUGUUCUGUUGAAGUCGGUUUCUGCCAAAUUGUGUUCCUUCGUUUUGGGCCAAUCUGCCAUAGACUGUGUUGUCAACCCUCCAAAACCAGGUGAACCAUCGUAUGACCUGUUCAUAAAGGAGAAAACAGCAGUCCUGGAUUCUUUGAAGAAGAGGGCACAACUUGUUGCUGACACAUUCAACUCAUUUGAGGGGUUUCGCUGCAACAAAGUAGCUGGGGCCAUGUAUGCAUUCCCAAAGUUCACGCUACCCCAAAAAGCCAUUGAGGAGGCAAAGGCUGCUGGCCAAGCACCAGACUUCUUUUAUGUACUGCAGCUACUUGAGAACACUGGUGUGUGUGUUGUUCCUGGAAGCGGCUUUGGGCAGAUACCAGGCACUUAUCAUUUUAGGACCACUAUUUUGCCCCCCUUGGAGAAGCUCCAGGUGAUGCUUACAUAUUUCAAGGACUUCCACCAGAAGUUCAUGAACAAGUACAAAUGAGUGCUGCAUUCACAAGCGAUGCGUUUCCAGAGUUCUUGCGCCCUAUUCAUUGGGGCUGCCAAAAAUUACCUAUACCACGUGCUUUCGCUCGAACUGUGAGACUGGCUAUAAUUGUGUGUUUCAUUUUCAAUGUUUAGGAUGUCUGGUCGUCAAAAGACAAUAAUAUGUGUAAGUGUUCUGCACAUAGGUGCAACUGAUUUUUGUUCUACUUUUGUCAUAAGCUUUGAAGUGCCAUUAUAGUAGGUAUAAGUUGCUGAAAAUUGUUUUUCUUUUUACUGCUCUUAAGAUGUCCCUUUCGCAUUAUUCUGCUAAUAUUAAGCCAUAAUAAGUGAUAGUCAUACAUUGUCGACAUAAGAUAUCAUUGCUGUCUGUUUUAUGCAUAUACUGUAGCAAGUUCUGGAACUUAAUUUUAACUUUACAGCUACAAACAUUGUGGAAGAGUGCAGCAAUACACUGUGAUGUUUCCUGUUGGGAAUUAGUGUAUAGCGCUGUACAAAGAUGUUUCCCUUAAAGGGCAGCGUGUAAACUGGUCUAGUAUUGAACCUUUUAACAUGGUUCUGAAAGCAUUCAUUUUUUACUUUUUGUAAAAUGUGGGUGUAAAUUAGCACUUCAGUGCUGAGUUUAAGUGGCAAUAAACAUGGAACUCCUAGAUUAUGCAUAUUUUCCCUGCAAAAGCCUUUUUUGUUUUAAAUACCUUACAAUGAUUAUUUCAUACUGGUUUAGACUGUUUGCGUUGUUUAGCCCUGCUCCUUCAAAAAAUGGGAAUUGUGACUAUGAUAGUAGAACUCCUCUACUGAAACCCCUGCAACAUGACAUUUUCAUGCUGUGAAUUUGCCGUUGUUGGAUUAUUAUAUGUACUCCCUGUGUCAUCCACUGGCUCAAGCUGAGAUAGAUUAAAUUUGCUAAGUUUAUAUGUAGCAGAAGUAUCUUCUUGCAACCAUAUGUUUUGUUCAAGCAUUGUACAAAUUAUAUUAUGUUAAAGUUCUUUAGCUGCACCUGUUUCAUAUAUUGAACACACUGCAUGUCAUCCCUGUAAGAUGUUUUUCCUGAGCACACUUCCAUUGAUGAAGCUGUGAUUGCUACUCAUGCACAGAUUGGUCAUGUGACUUCAGACAAGCACCAUUAGCCACAUGUAACAGUAACGUAACUAAUUGGGCUAGUUGAUGUUGAAGCAUCUUGCGUGAAAGCGCGAAGCAAUUUAGAAUUGCUUCGCGAGACAAGAACAUGUAUUUGUGUACGUGUCUCGUUCUAAAUUGCUUUGUGCUCACACAAGAUCCUUAGCCACAUGCAGGCCAAGAGAUCAUAGAAAACCUUGAAGGAUGAAACAAAUCUGCAUAUGGCACUUUCAAGCAAUUUGCGCAUUAGGAAGUUGUACAUUGUGGGGUGCAAUUCCAAGUGCCUGCACAAGCUAAUGUGUAAAAACCAUAUCACCCACUGCUGGGCAAGCCAGCCAAUUGGUCUGGUCCUGCCAUGGUCACAAGACAUGGUCAGACAUAUUAAAGUUUGUUGCCAUGAAAUGGUAUGAUGAAUGAACGCUAAUGAACUAUCUUUUCGGGUCUCCUUUGGCUGGCAUCAUACUGAGUUUAGGAGAUGCAUGCUUGCUUGUAUGCAUAGUGGAAGCCUACCUUAUUUUAUUUUGUGCAUUCGUUUGCAAUAACGGUUCAAAAAUCACACAAAUUGCAUAGUGUUGCUCUUGCCAUGCCUUUUAAAAUGCUGGCUUGAUUGUUGAAUGGUGCACAGAAAUUUAGUGUUGCAUAUAUACUCUCAAUCUUAGGAGUGGUGAGUACUGCUGCUCAGCAAUGUUGGCUGUUGUAGAAUAGCAGCCCAGGGUGUUCCCUAAUGUAGCAUACUGCUGCAUUUUAAAGAGCAGCAGCUGUACCUGACUGGCCAAGACUUAUCUGCCUCAUUCAGAUGCAUAAUAAUUUCAUGUUUCCGUUAGCAUAUGCAGUGUGGUUAUUAAAUGAUGUGAGGGUUUGUGUAAACAAGGCAAAUUAUCUGUGUAUAGAUGUGCAAGUGCAUCAGUGAACACUUGUUCAGUUGUCUUUUUUAUGCAUGAGGAGCACCUACCUCGUUGGUGUUGACAGCAGGCUAUUCAUUUGUUUUUCUUUUCUGUGUAGCUUCAACAGCAUGUUCAGUUUGGUGACCUGAAUAGUUUUUUUUUUUUUUUUUCUACCGUUAUGUGUCUUUUAUCGUAUGUGGGCAGCUUAUCUUGGCUGUUGUAGCAUUGCAUGCUGUAACCUCCGGUUAAUAGUUCCAAGCAAUAUUGGUAUUCGUGUAUAAAUUGCAUGUUUAGGUAGAUGGACUGGGUUGUUGGGUUUACUUCAUGUACAAUAAAAAGAAUGUGAAUGUCUG
This is a messenger RNA of Dermacentor silvarum, 4136 nucleotides long. Its product is annotated as alanine aminotransferase 2. Lineage: Eukaryota; Metazoa; Arthropoda; Arachnida; Ixodida; Ixodidae. Gene Ontology annotation, biological process: biosynthetic process. The record is from RefSeq and is a predicted model, not a curated record. The transcript is spliced from 14 exons. The coding region runs from base 207 to 1784 and encodes 525 amino acids. Gene Ontology annotation, molecular function: L-alanine:2-oxoglutarate transaminase activity; pyridoxal phosphate binding.